Taeniopygia guttata (zebra finch) is the source of this 7514-nucleotide messenger RNA. RefSeq names its product xanthine dehydrogenase (gene XDH). Gene Ontology annotation, molecular function: molybdopterin cofactor binding; FAD binding; xanthine dehydrogenase activity. The record is from RefSeq and is a predicted model, not a curated record. Lineage: Eukaryota; Metazoa; Chordata; Aves; Passeriformes; Estrildidae.
AUAAUAUGGGGUUUCACAGGGCACUGAUGUACAAAUAAAGUCAAACAUUGUUGAGGCAGACUCUUUGUGUUACUUGUGCUGGGCUGGUGCUCACUUUGGGCUGCUCUCACAAGGCUGAUCUGUGGCCCUGUUUGAGUGAAGUUUGGAAAGGUGUGCAGAAUGGCUCCCAACGAGGCAGGGGAUGAACUUGUUUUCUUUGUGAAUGGUAAAAAGGUGGUGGAAAAAGAUGUGGACCCAGAAACAACCCUGCUAACUUAUCUACGAAGAAAAUUGGGCCUGUGUGGAACCAAACUAGGCUGUGGAGAAGGUGGAUGUGGUGCUUGUACUGUUAUGAUAUCCAAAUAUGAUCCCUUUCGGAAGAAAAUCCUCCACCAUACUGCCAAUGCUUGUCUCUUCCCUAUCUGUGCCCUGCAUCACGUGGCUGUAACUACUGUUGAAGGCAUAGGAAACACAAAAUCCAGGCUGCACCCAGCCCAGGAAAGAAUAGCAAAAAGUCAUGGGUCCCAAUGUGGCUUUUGCACUCCAGGCAUUGUCAUGUCCAUGUACACAUUGCUUCGGAACAACCCCGAGCCCCACAUGGAGGAUAUUGAAGAUGCUUUCCAAGGGAACUUGUGUCGGUGUACAGGCUACAGACCCAUUCUGGAAGGAUACAGGACGUUUGCUAAAGACAUGAAUUACUGUGGCAGAGCUGCCAAUGGCACUGGAUGCUGUCGUAGUGGGAAGGAAAUUACCAUGAAUGGGGGCUGCUGUGGAGGAAAAGCCAAUGGUCCAGGCUGCUGCAUGAAUGGAAAAGAAGACAGUGUGACAAUGACAUCCUCCAGCCUGUUCAAUUCUUCUGAGUUCCAGCCACUGGAUCCCACACAGGAGCCAAUCUUCCCACCAGAAUUAAUGACUCAGAGUAACAAACAGCAGAAGCAGAUGUGUUUCAAAGGCGAGCGUGUGAUGUGGAUCCAGCCCACAACUCUCAAUGAACUGGUGGCUCUCAAAUCCCAGUACCCCAAUGCCAAACUCGUUGUGGGGAACACAGAAGUGGGUAUCGAGAUGAGGUUAAAGAACCUUCUGUAUCCAGUGAUAAUAGCACCAUCAUGGAUCCCUGAAAUGAAUGCUGUUCAGCACACUGAAACAGGGGUCACCAUUGGUGCUGCCUGUACCCUGAAGUCAGUAGAGGAGGUGAUGAAAAAAGCAGUGGCAGACCUUCCUCCAUACAAAACAGAGAUCUUCCAGGCUGUCCUGGAGCAGUUGCGCUGGUUUGCAGGGCCACAGAUCAGGAAUGUGGCUGCUAUUGGUGGGAACAUAAUGACAGCAAGCCCAAUUUCUGACUUAAAUCCUGUGUUAAUGGCAAGUGGAAGCAAACUGACUUUGGUAUCAAAAGAGGGCAAAAGGACGGUCACAAUGGAUGAGAAGUUUUUCACUAGCUACAGAAAGACAAUAGUUAAGCCUGAAGAAAUACUUCUGUCUGUUGAAAUACCCUACAGCAAAAAGGGUGAGUACUUCUCAGCUUUCAAGCAGGCUUCUCGUCGUGAGGAUGACAUUGCUAUUGUGACCUGUGGGUUGAGGGUCCUGUUCCAAGAUGGCACAAGCAGAGUGAAGGAGAUAAAACUGAGCUAUGGAGGAAUGGCUCCUACCACUGUUCUGGCACUAAAAACUUGCAAGGAACUCACUGGCAGAGACUGGAAUGAGAAGCUGCUGCAGGAUGCCUGCCGCUUACUGGCGGGUGAGAUGGAUCUGUCUCCUUCGGCUCCUGGGGGCAUGGUGGAUUUCCGACGCACGCUCACCCUCAGCUUCUUCUUCAAGUUCUACCUGACAGUCCUUCAGAAACUGAGCAAGAGUGGCACUAAAACUAUGUGUGAGCCUGUCCCUUCAAACUACAUCAGUGCUACAGAGCUAUUUCACAAAGAUCCCAUUGCAAAUGCCCAGCUCUUCCAAGAAGUGCCCAAGGGGCAGGCUGUGGAAGAUAUGGUGGGCAGGCCUCUGGUGCAUGUUUCAGCAGCCAAACAAGCCAGUGGAGAAGCUGUGUACUGCGAUGACAUCCCUCACUAUGAGAACGAGCUGUACCUAACUCUGGUGACCAGCACUAAGGCCCACGCUAAGAUCCUUUCUGUAGAUACAUCUGAAGCUCAGAGUGUUCCUGGGUUUGUGUGUUUUGUCUCGGCCAAGGAUGUUCCUGGCAGUAACAUCACUGGCAUCGCUAAUGAUGAGACUGUCUUUGCUGAGGAUGUGGUCACCUGCGUGGGUCAUAUCAUUGGUGCAGUCGUUGCAGACUCACAGGAGCAUUCCAAGAGAGCAGCUAAAGCUGUGAAGAUUAAGUAUGAGGAACUUCAACCUAUUGUCACAAUUCAGGAAGCAAUUGAGAAACAAUCUUUCUUUAAGGAUAUAAAGAGGAUUAAUAAGGGAGAUGUGAAGAAAGGAUUUGAAGAAUCUGACCACAUUUUGGAAGGAGAGAUGUACCUUGGUGGCCAGGAGCAUUUCUACCUGGAAACUCACUGUACUUUGGCUGUGCCAAAGAGAGAAGAUGGUGAGAUGGAACUCUUUGUGUCAACCCAAAACCCAAUGAAGACACAGGAGUUUGCUGCUAAUGCACUUGGAGUGCCUUCAAAUCGGAUUGUGGUUCGAGUGAAAAGAAUGGGAGGAGGAUUUGGAGGAAAAGAGACUAGGAGUACUAUUUUAACAUCUGUAGUGGCUGUUGCAGCCUUCAAAACGGGCCGUGCAGUGCGGUGCAUGCUGGAUCGAGAUGAGGACAUGCUGAUAAGUGGUGGGAGGCACCCCUUCCUGGGGAGGUACAAGGUUGGCUUCAUGAAGAAUGGGAAAGUCAAGAGUCUGGAAGUGUCAUACUACAGCAAUGGGGGCAACUCUGUAGACCUCUCUCAUGGUGUAAUGGACAGAGCCCUGUUACACUUGGACAACUCAUACAACAUCCCCAAUGUCAGCAGCAUGGGCAUUGUUUGCAAGACGAACUUGCCUUCCAACACAGCCUUCCGUGGCUUUGGAGGGCCCCAGGGAAUGAUGGUUGCCGAGUGCUGGAUGAGUGACCUUGCUCAGAAGUGUGGCCUGCCGCCUGAGGAGGUGAGGAAGCUCAAUCUCUACCAUGAAGGAGACACAACUCAUUUUAACCAAAAGCUGGAGGGAUUUACUCUACAAAGAUGCUGGGAUGAAUGUUUGUCCAGCUCCAGCUAUCACAGCAGGAAGAAACUGAUUGAAGAAUUCAACAAGCAGAACCGCUGGAAAAAGAGAGGGAUAAGCAUCAUUCCUACCAAAUUUGGCAUCAGUUUCACUGUCCCAUUUCUGAACCAGGCUGGAGCUCUGGUCCAUGUAUAUACAGAUGGCUCUGUGUUACUUACACAUGGGGGGACUGAGAUGGGUCAAGGACUUCACACCAAAAUGAUCCAGGUUGCUAGCAGGGCCCUGGGAGUCCCCACAUCCAAAAUUUACAUCAGUGAGACCAGCACAAACACUGUCCCAAAUACCUCCCCAACAGCUGCUUCAGUCAGCGCAGACAUCAAUGGAAUGGCCGUCUAUAACGCGUGUCAAACUAUCCUAAAAAGACUCGAGCCAAUCAAACAGUCUAAUCCCAAAGGAUCCUGGGAAGACUGGAUCAAAACCGCCUAUGAGAGCUGUGUCAGCCUGUCAGCCACAGGGUUUUAUAGAAUUCCUGAACUUGGCUACAACUUUGAAAAGAACGAAGGGAAACCAUUCUCCUACUUCAGUUAUGGAGUUGCCUGCUCUGAGGUUGAGAUAGAUUGCCUGACAGGUGACCACAAGAACAUUCGCACCGACAUUGUUAUGGAUGUGGGUACCAGUCUGAACCCAGCAAUAGAUAUAGGGCAGAUAGAAGGAGCCUUUGUCCAGGGCAUUGGGCUCUUCACCAUGGAGGAGCUGCGCUACUCUCCUGAUGGGAACUUGUACACUCGAGGGCCUGGCAUGUACAAAAUCCCAGCAUUUGGAGACAUCCCAGCAGAAUUCAACGUGUCCCUUCUCCGUGACUGCCCCAAUAGCAAGGCAGUUUACUCAUCCAAGGCUGUGGGAGAGCCACCUCUGUUCCUGUCUGCCUCAGUGUUUUAUGCCAUUAAAGAUGCCAUCUACUCAGCAAGGAAGGACUCUGGCCUGACAGAGGCGUUCAGGCUGGACAGCCCUGCCACCCCAGAGAGGAUCCGCAAUGCUUGUGUGGACAUCUUCACCAAAAUGUGCCCUUCUGCUGAGCCAGGCACCUUUAAGCCAUGGUGUGUGCGUGUGUAGGAGGAAAGUCUGAGGAGCAAACUCUGCUGGAACUGAUCUUACUCCAGAGGAACCACAAGGCAGUAGGACCAUAAUGGCGAAAAAAACCAACCUGUGUUCAUGUGGCUCACCCACUGAUUCACGGAGCUUUCACAUUUAAUUGUCCAAUCAUUGCUUUCUCUAUGAGAGGCAAUUGCUGCCAGAUUAUAGCUGUGAUGUAAAUUCAAAUGAAGAGUAAGUUGAAGGUGAUGCUAUCCAAGUGUAAUUGAAAAAUCUUACAGAUUUCAUAUAAAAUUGCUGCAAGGAUGCUUCUUACCAGCUAAUGUGAAAUAGCAAGGUGCUUGUUUCUUUUUUUUUCCUGCUAUAAGGAAAAGCUAUAUCACCUUGUGAUGCUGUGCCAAGAAGGACUCAAGUGUGUUGAUCCCAGACAUAGAGUCCUCUAGCUGAGAUGGAGGAAGGUGUAAAGUUGCUGAGGACCCUGCUGUGUCCCCUUUGCACACAAAGCCAGCUAUAUUCUAGGGGGAAAUGAGCAGGACUUUUCGUGUUGGCUAAUGAAGAUGGUCUUACCUGUGUAACAAAAGUGUUUCAGAGGAAAAGGCUAAAUGUGACCAGUAACCGAUUUACCUGAAAGUUCAGUGACUGUUGCUUUGUCUGCACCUGGGCUUUAAUGAGAUUUUAGUUCAAGUGCUACCUUGUCUUCUCUGAUUAAAGAUGAAAACUAAAUAUACCAAGAGUACUUCCAGCAAGAUGCUGCUUUGCUUGACACAGACUUUUCCCAUCCCACACCCCCACAUCUCUCCCCAUCCUUUAAAUAGGAAAGGAUAUCAGAGACCUUGGAGUAACAGAAAUUUGCUCAUCAAUGUUCCCGAGGUAAUUUAUACCAGCCUAAGCAAGGGGCACAAGAAGGUUGGACACAGCCGGGGAUUAGCUGGCUCUGGGUGCCCUCUAGGGUCAAUCCCUUGCUGUCGUGGCCUUGCCUUCUUUUCAAGAGAAUUCUUAGUUUUGCUGAAUGUGAGAAAAUAGAUACAUUUUGCUACAGGGAGUGCUUGUCUGAAAAAUGUGCUGGCUAUGUGAUGACCUGGUAUAAUCUGGAUUGAAUAUAUUUUUCAUGUUGGAUUUAGUGCAGGGCAUCCUUCCUGACAGAUUUUGUCACUGUCAGAUUCAACACUGGUGCACCAUGUUAUCUCUAGAUGGUGUCAGCCACAUACUGUGCCUGCUUAUCAUCUGGAAACUUUUAUCUGUUUUUCUGGCCUACUGCUUUACAAAAAUGUCCCUUUUCUCUUUUUGCACUCCCAGGGCCAUCAAAAAAGUAUGGUGCAAGAGGAUGUAACUCUUAAUAUAAAAUUUUGCUCACGUACAAACUUCUUAAAAUUGGCCUUCAUCUUAGGACUGGACAAUGUAUGCUCAGUGUGAAAUAUUUUUUUAAGCACUCCAGGGUAUAUUGCUUGGAAACGUGUAGAUUUAUUUCUCAACUCAAAAUAUUAUGGAUCUACCAUCUAGAAGAAGGGAAUUUGUAUAUGUGAGUUGCUGGAAGUAUUUUGUGCCUGUUGGGCUUGCUGGGUAAUUGUUAUUAAUUGAAAUAUAAUAACUGGUGCUUCUUAAGCUCUGAGGUACUGGGCAAGAACACAUUUUUGUUUACUCCUGAAAGUUGGCAAUAUGUAAAAAUCCUCUUAGAGAAGAAAACAUGAUAAUUCAUGUGCAAGAAUAUGUUAUGCAGCUAUUGGAGCCUGUGUGUCCACAUUCUUGGGUGUCCAGGGAGAGAUGCAAAACACUAAGUCUGUAAGGUAGAUUGGUAUCAGCUGUUUCUGUGAAUUCCACCUUGUGGGAUUGCUGGACAUGCUCAUUCAGACCAGGAUGAGAAGAAAUGCAAAGGUAAUAUGCGUUAAAGCAGUGCAUGGACACACAAGCAGGGUGGGAUACCCAGGAGCUCCCAGUGUCAUCCCAGGGGAAAGUUGCCAGUGUUCAUGAUGAUAGGCCUGCUGCUAGUGAUGGUCCUGGGAGAUGUUGGGAUGUCACCAGCAGGAUGAAUAAGUGCUCUUUCUCUCCCUGGUUUUGGAGUUUUCAUCAUUUCAGGAUGGAUUUGUGAGUGUCUCACACAGUCACAGUGACUGCCUGGUCAGAUUAAAUUUUUUAAAAUUAGAUGUAUCAAGUCUGUUUUGCUAUUUGCUUUGUGAGUUAAUUGGAAGUGCAUUUGCCAAGUUCAGUGUACAUGAGUGGUCAGAGCAAGCUGUUCAGAGCAGACCUGUGGAGCCAGUUUUGCUGCAGUAUCAGUGAGCCACUCUUUCCCAGGCAGCAGCCCUGGCCCUCAUGCCCAGCCCAGCUUGAGGCCCUCCUGAUACCCUUACUCAGCUGAUGAAGAAAGCAAACACUUCCCUUUUGGCGUGCACUGGAAUUGAAUGUAAAUUAAACCAAACACCUGGGGACAGCAAUGCUAUGAAAUCAGGGUUGCUAAAUAAUGACAGCAACUGAUUGUGAGGGUGUAGGGAAAAGGGAAGCUUGGAGGCUAAUAGGAAUUUAAGUAAAGAUCACUGUGCUACCUGUCUGUGCUGUGGGACUCUAAGAACAUGAAGCUGAGGUUUUCAUGUCACCUCUCAAUGUUUGAACAUUUCAUACAUUGCUUUCCUGUGGAAAUAAGUGCCUGGCACCUUAGGAAAGGACUAAGGGACCCACUGGGAAGGGCUGGCAGGAGGAGAAGAUCCCUGGCCUGAGGUGUGCUCUGCACUACAAAGCUGUGGGGGAGUGAACAGCUCUCUUGCCCUGAGUGCACAACACUGUCCCCUGCCAGGUGCUAUGUCCCAUUUCUUCACACUACAUCUCACUGUGUGGGGUCUCAACUCGCUGUCACUGGAGGGAAACCUACUCAUGAAGAGAAAAAUGUUCCUUUUCUAGUACUUUCCAGUGAAAUAGAGCAUGGAUGCAAGACACUAAUUUAAUGGCAUAUAAUGGGAAAUUUGCUGCUUUUCUCCUUCCAGAAGUCUCUCCUCAGAAGAGGAACUAUGCCAUCUUGCUAGACUGUGAAGUACUGCGCAAAAUAAUGACACUUAAAUAAUAAUUACUGCAGCUGGAGAGUGUGUGGGAGUAUGAAAGGAGCCUAGCUGAUCUGAUGUUUUAAUGCUAUUAAUUGCAUGGCCUUCUGUGAGAGAGGGAGGCCAAGAUUUUGGUAAUUGUUUUAGGUCAGGUCUAAUCAACAGUUUUCACUAGCAUACUUUAAUGAGAGCUGUCAAAACGGUACCAUGAAUGUAAGUGGAAUUCUCUGUGACUGUCACAACACUGCAAAAUAAAGCUGGUAAAUACUCUGGAAA